AUGGAUGACUCCGCAGACACGAAACAGUCCAAAGAAAUGGACGAUAUUGCUGAAACAGCCACCGAUGAAACUGCAAACCACAAAGAUGAAAAGUAUGAAGAGGGCGAACAUUUCCCACCGACGUGUCGCAAAAGUGUGGAUGAAAAUGCGAAUACCGCACCUACAAACAUAACGACCACUUGUUUUGGCAAGACAAGGCUGAAACCGCUGCUUAAAAAGUUCGUGCUGCGCGCGAUGAUGAUCCUUCACAGCGUGCUGUCAGCAUGGCGCGUCGUGAUAUCGCGCGGGGACCACAGGUUUUGGGCGCUCGUCGCUGGCAACGUGAUCUGGGCUGUCGAAAUAUUUUUCUCCAUAAAGAAAUGGAACGUUAGAAAGCAGAGCAGAUGGCGCCCCAGUUUUGUUGUGUACCUUCUGCUACUACUCCCUGCUAUCUGGCUGCUGCAACUGCACCAGUAUGACGUCGCGCGGUCUGAGCAGCCGACUCAGAACACUACCGGCUCCGAAGGCAGCACCCUGGACAACUUGUUGAAUAUCGAGGGGACCACGUGGAUAGUCGUCAUACAGGAGACGCUCAUCUACGUGCUGCUGGUCGGCCGCUGGCUCAACGACGACGUGGCCGGCAAGAAUCUGUCGCAGCAACUCAUGAACUUCCUGGCAAGCGCCUCCGACAUCAUGGAGCUGUACGCGCUAUUCGACCUGCCCGUCGUGCAGACGCACUUUCCCAGCACUAUUGCUGUGCUGGCCAUCUGGUCGAGCAGUUUUAUCCAGUUUAUUCCGGUUCUUACCAAAACCAAAAACCGUUCGAAUGCGGUGGCCGACUCGUCUCCACCGUCCAUCGAAGCGGGAGAAAACCGGAAAUCAGCACCGAGUUCGCAGAUUUUCGAUAUAGCGGAAGUUGUCUUGGCCUUCCUCUUUCAAGACGGCCCGUUCCUGGCAAUACGUCUGUUCAUCAUAAUUAACUUCAAAACAAUCACGCAUAGCUUGUUUUUCUUCGUGAUCAAAAACUUCAUCACAAUUAUGCUGCUCAUAUACCGCCUCGCUGUGUUAUUAAAGGCUAAGCCCGGAAAGAAACAACAGUAAUAUAAUCUGAGUUAACAAUCGAGCCUCGUUCUAAGAAAACCGAGCUUAAUGCUUGUGAUUGUAUUGUACUAUAUUAGCCUGUGCAGUCCGCACAUGCUUAUCAGGGACAACACUUUCCGCCUAAACUUGAUUUUCGAUUAGAAAAUACUAUAUUUCAACAAAAAUUCCAUAAAAGCGAAAAGUGUCGUACCUGAUUAACAUGUGCAGACAUGCAUAAAGCCCACUCUGGAUCAGCAGACGAUUUAUUGCUUUAAUCCUAUCUUCCGGAGGAUUCCAGAGAUAGUCGAUGUAUCCCGAUUGUCAUAAAGCCCUGUUUUCCUAGAACGAGGCUCUGUUAUAUAGCAGGGAUGUGAUCGACCCAUCUCAAGCCCGGAAGGACUGAUUGGCGUUCCAAAAACUACUACUACUACUACUACUACUACUACUACUACUACUACUACUACUACUACUACUACUACUACUACUACUACUACUACUACUACUACUACUACUACUACUACUACUACUACUACUACUACUACUACUACUACUACUAC
This is a messenger RNA of Dreissena polymorpha, 1616 nucleotides long. Its product is annotated as transmembrane protein 26-like. The record is from RefSeq and is a predicted model, not a curated record. The transcript has 3 exons. The coding region runs from base 1 to 1080 and encodes 359 amino acids. NCBI's taxonomy places the organism in Eukaryota, Metazoa, Mollusca, Bivalvia, Myida, Dreissenidae.